Molecule: messenger RNA, 396 nt
Organism: Ceutorhynchus assimilis (cabbage seed weevil)
Lineage: Eukaryota; Metazoa; Arthropoda; Insecta; Coleoptera; Curculionidae
Source: the annotation of a GenBank genome assembly
AUGUUUAACUUGAACCAAGAAGAGAGCCUGGAGCAGCCAAAAUGCAGCUACCAUAUUACUGACCCUAGAGUAUUUGAAUCACUGAAUAUGUCCUUCUACCAUUUCAGGAAAGACCAAUGCAGUCUUUGUUUGUCGUACAGGGAAGGCGAUGAAAAAAAAAUUAGAGCUUCAAGAUGCAUAUACUGCAAAUGUCGCCGAGAAAAACAUUGUGUGCAAAAAGAAGGAGGAUGUAAGGAAAUGUCCAAAAACAACCCAGAUUUAAUAGCUGCUGCUGUUUUUGACAUGCAACAAGUUCUAAAGUUACCUAAAGUAAAGCAUAGAGGUAAAGAAAAAUGCAUUGUCUUAUCGUCGUCGUUGGUCAAUAUUUACCUUCAGUAUUCACAAUAUAGGCAAUAG